Notechis scutatus (mainland tiger snake) is the source of this 3944-nucleotide messenger RNA. The record is from RefSeq and is a predicted model, not a curated record. Lineage: Eukaryota; Metazoa; Chordata; Lepidosauria; Squamata; Elapidae.
CCGGCGGUGGGGGGCGCAGAAACCACUAGGCGCGGCUGCCGGCGGGUGGGUGGCAGGCAGGCAGGCGAGCAGCGCGGGUGGACGGCGGAGCGGAGGUUCAGCAUGGAGUGGCAGGCAGAAGAGGGGCGCCGGCGCCUUCGGGACCCUCCCGGAUGGACGCCACCCUGGCGGGCGGUGCUCCUGGCAGCUUCCAUCCUCAGUUCUUCCUUCCUGUUGGCUCAGGGCCAACUAAGUACCACAACCUUUUACAACAUCUCGAUCUCCAGGAAUCCACCAGAGACAUUAGAAGGGCAGACUGUCAAUCUGACACUCGAAUACCCCACCACCAACUUUGCUCUGUGCAACUGGUACCGAGAGAUCGAUACGAAAGAACACCUGAUUGUUACUCUCUACCUACCGCCAUUAGCUGGAAACACCACUGGGCCUUUCUACACCGGGCGUGAAGUUGGAGGCUUCGGCUGCUCUCUGCUCAUUAAAAAAUUACGUUUGGACGACACUGGAACCUACGUGGUCACCAUGAAUGGACCUUCGGUGGACGGAAAAGGGGAUAUAAAGAUACAGGUCUUAGAGGCCAUCAAUCAUAUCUCCGUCAGAGACCCUGGCAAGAUUGUCGAGAAUAGCACCACAUAUCUCAACUGCACCGCCUCAGGCUUUAAUGUUUCCUAUUAUUGGCUUAAGGGGAACCAGAGGCUGCAGGCGGGAGGCCACAUAUUUUUAAGCACCAAUGGUCAAAACCUGAUCUUGAGUCGAACACGCCGUCAGGACUCGGGCCUCUACACUUGUUGUGGGAUUAACAGUUUCUCUAACAACUCCGCCAACUACAAACUGAAUGUCUUUUAUGGGCCUGAUGCCCCAGUCAUCAGCCCCAGUGGGCAAUUUUAUGCAGAAGGCUCCAAUCUCACCCUCUCCUGUCAAGCUGACUCCAACCCACCUGCUGAAUAUACAUGGUCCUUCAAGAACUCUAGACAUUCAGGGGGGAUCUAUCAACUCUUUCGUUUGUCUUCUGCCAACAAUGGGACCUAUACAUGUGAGGCCUCCAACAACGAGACCAAACUUUCCCAGUCUAAAGUCCAGCCUAUCUGUGUCCUGGAAAACCUCUCAGAGCCAAUCCUUUCGCCGUCGGAAUCUUAUGUGGCCGAGAAGAAACGUUUCACACUGAAUUGUAGUACCAUCAAUAGUUCCACGGUCACCGUCACCUGGUCCAAAGACAGUAAACCUUUCCCAACAAAUGUAAAAUUUGACCAUGAAAACCGAACCCUCACACUGCUUGAAUUCCAACAACCGGAUGCGGGGACCUAUACAUGUACGGCCCAGAACCCUUUCAGCAAAGCCACAAGCAACCCCAGCACACUUACACUGGCAUACGGGCCCAAGUCUGUUCAGUUGAACCAGUCAGGAACCAUAGAGCAGCCCCUGGGUUCCGAACUGGUUCUGCUGUGUUCUGCUGAAUCCGUGCCUCCAGCCAAGUUUGAGUGGUUCUUCAAUAACACGGUCAAGAAUGGGAUGGAGAACACACUCAAUGUUCCCUUGAAGGAUUGGGAGGAUGAAGGCAAUUACACCUGCCGGGCUACAAACCCCUUCACCAAACACACCACUUCGGCCGCUGUCUAUGUGAAGUUGACAGAUGAGAGUUCGAUACAGUCCCGUAUGUCGCCUGCAGCCAUUGCUGGAACAACUAUCGGUACUGUGGCUGGCGUGGUGCUUUGCGUGAUCGUUGUGUACUUCCUGUGCACCAAGGCUACCUGUUGGAAGAAGGAACAGCACGCAUCCAAUGGAAACAUACCCUCGGCACCCGGCCACAACCAGGCCACUGAUACCAAGUCCAAACCGGGUGAAGAAGACAUACAAUAUUCAACACUAGCUUUCAACACAAAAAACACUUCUCAGCCACUCUCAAAAUCCCCCCGGCCUUUGGACAGCGGGAUCAUUUAUUCUGAAAUCAAGAAAAAAUGAUUGUGGAUUGGUCUUUCUCUGGGAGAGGUUAUUUAACCCAGAAGCUUUCCCUCCAACCCUUCUGCUUCCUUCCUCUUUCGGCUGGAUUCCGGUGGCGAGCUUUUCUGGGGAAGAAGGGAAGGAUAAAAAAGAUCUUCUCCCAAAAGGAAGGGGAAGAAAACCCUUCCCACGUGAUCCAUUACUGUUCAGGUGCCACCCAGCCUCUCAAAAGUUGGGUGCAAAACAGCAACGACCACCGAGUUUCUCUCCAGGAUGUAAUGAAAGGGCUGGCAGCCUCGUGGGAGAGCCGGCGCAUGCAUUUUUAUCAUGUGUGCAGCAGGGAGACUGUUUCACCCCUCUGAACAGGGCAGGAGGUUGCAUUUUCAUUCUCAUUGGCCUUCCCUCCCAUUCUCGUCCUCUCUGUGAUUCCUGAGUGUGCCAAAACGGUUCCUUCUUUUUUUUGUUUGUUGUUUUGUUUUGCAAACUUGAGUUUGGUGUUGCCAGCCAGCUGUGGCUCCUACCCUCCUGGGCUUUUCGUGCCACGUGGAAAACAAAAAAAAUAUUUUUUUUUUAAAGGUCUCGUUGCCUCGGGAAAGCAUAUGAUGUGCUGCUGGUCUUCGCUGUUUUUUAGAAGCCAGAAGACCUGAUUUUCCCCAGCCAGAUCUCUGCUCCUUCUAUCUAGAUCCUCAAAUAUCCCUUUGCAAUUUUUAAAUCAAUAGGUAGAUCAAUUGGGCCUCUGUUCCUGGAGGUUGCGGUGCGAGGUGGUAACGACAAAGGGCAUUGUGAUUUUCCUUCUGGAACCGUCCUUGUUUUUUUCCAGAUCAGCUACACAAAUCAGAAGACACAAACAAACGAAGAACAGUCAAAGAGCCAGAGAGUGACGUGAGCAAUGAGGUCCCUGUUUGAAAAAUUACUUUUCCCAGGUUUCUUUUUUUUCUCCAGCAAACUGGCAUUUGCUGGGCAGGAGGGAAGGAAAAGGGUAAGCACCGGACAGAGGUUUAAUUCUCCCAGUGAGGUUUUCCAGAACUCUUGAGCGCCAGAUGAAAAUGUCUUCGGGGGUUUGUUGACAAUUCCAGAACUUUGGAUGAACUUCCUGCAAAAAAUCAAAUCAAACGUUUAUUGUCAAUGCACUACACGUGUACAAUGAACUUGAAAAACCUUGGAGCACCAUCUCUUUGGGCCGGUCCCAGCUCUUCAGACAGACUUCUUCCCUCUUGGUAGGACAGUUUGGGAUGUUGCAUGGAGCUACCAUGAGAAGAAGCUUUUCAAAUGACCUGCCAGCGUAGGAGAAUUGUAAAUACAGGGCUCAAAAGUUUAGAUUAACUUCCCCCACUGCCGAAAAAAUGCUUGAGCUGGGCAGAAAGGAAGCCAGCCUCAUUGAAGGCAACCAAGCAUGGAGAGAAGGUGUGUUUAGCCAAGGGAGUCUCCUCAUUUUGGAGAAAAAAGCAACUGCCUUUACUAACAGUUAAGCAGUCUGCCUGCUUCAAUUAAAUGGUAUUAGAAUUAGCCAGUCUGUCUUGCCUCCAAAUGCAAAGCCAUUUAAGUUCUGGAGCAGGAGAGAAGAAAAAAUGUAUUUUUUUUAAUAUCUGCUGCUUGGUGUUAGGACAGCCACUUCAGUCCCUCCACUCCUUCUGCCUUCCCUGUUUCUUUCCUCCCCCCAUCAGCUUCUCCCUUCCUGGCACGGUAGCAUCUCAUACAGCCUAGGCCUCACAACUAAUUGUCAGGUGUGGCUGCACAGCCUUGGAGCAAGAGGACAAUGGCACAGUGUUUUGGACUAAGGACGUCGCGUUUAACGUUCCCCGGUCUCCAAACGGAACCAUCUAUCAUCCUAUUUUUCUGGAAAGAGAAGAAGCUGCAAAGGAAUUCCCAUCAAGAGUCCUCGUGUUAAUUGUCGUAUUUGGCUUGGCAGGUGGUUUCGCCGUGGUUUUAAGCUGAUCUUUUUUUCAAUGGAUGUGUCUGGAUAUCUUUUUUUUUUUUAAUUUAAAUAAAAAAUAAAUAAAACGGGAAAAAGA